AAGAAUAACAGAGCUUCUGUCCAGCGGGCUCCGUUCAAAGCGCUCGGUUUGUUCGUGUUUGGGCGUUAAGUUUCGGAUUCGGUGGCGAUCGUGGAUUUGGAGCACUCGGAAUUAGCCGUCUUGGCCGGUACCGCAGCUGCUAGCUCGGCUUGGAGGGAGAAGUGCGGAAGUGCAGCGCGGUGCUGGCUGGCCGUACGGCUGGCCGCUGCUAGCAGCCUCCGCUCGGCUAGCUGAAGCAGGGUUCUGGUCGACGUGACUUGCCAAAUGCCUGCCACGUUUUAACCGAAACCCUGGUUCCCCUUUGCACUCAAUUGGCUGGUUCAUUAACGCUGGCCGGCUUAAGUACGACUCCCUGCUAGCUAACGUUCACUUAAACUCUUACGCCCUUGGAUGUUUGGUGCGUCAAAAAGAGACUCCCAAGCCCCAUGUCUGCUGAGGCUUCAACUGGCAGUAUGACUGCUGUCGCUGCCCCUGUCCCCGUUUCCCAGUCUGCCGGCCAAAACAUGGAGGAGUGCAGUAGUCGUGGGCUGCUGGGGAGCAAAUAUGUCAAACUGAAUGUCGGUGGGUCGUUGCAUUACACAACCGUCCAGACGUUAAGCAAAGAGGAUAGUUUGCUCAGGAAUCUGUGCAAUGGAGGAGCUGAGGUUACAAUAGACUCAGAAGGCUGGGUAGUGUUGGAUAGAAGUGGCCGCCAUUUUGGACUGGUGUUAAACUUCCUGCGUGAUGGCUUUGUACCACUUCCUGAGGACUACAGAGAACUUGAUGAAGUUUUGAAAGAGGCUCAGUACUACAGGGUCCAAGGACUCAUCCAGCACUGCCUCACGGCCAUGCAGAAACAAAAGGAUGUGUAUGAAAGUGUGUGCCGUAUUCCCAUGAUUACUUCAGCCAAAGAAGAACAGAGGAUGAUUGCCACCUGUAGGAAGCCUGUAGUAAAAUUACAGAACAACAGAGGAAACAACAAAUACUCUUACACGAGUAACUCUGAUGACAACCUACUGAAGAACAUCGAAUUGUUUGACAAGCUCGGGCUGCGCUUUAAUGGCCGCGUGCUGUUUGUCAAGGAUGUUUUGGGGGAUGAGAUCUGCUGUUGGUCUUUCUAUGGUGAAGGUCGCAAGAUUGCUGAAGUUUGCUGCACCUCUAUUGUUUAUGCCACAGAGAAGAAACAGACCAAAGUUGAGUUUCCUGAGGCUCGCAUCUUUGAGGAAACCCUCAACAUCCUAAUUUAUGAAAAUGGCAGAGGAUCUGGUCCCGGAGGACUGGCCCUUUUAGAUUCAAGAGGCUCGGGUGCGUCGCCAGGAGCUGGGCAAUCGGAGGAAGAGGGCACCGGCGGAGGCGACAGACGAGUGAGGCGGAUUCAUGUCAGGAGGCAUAUUAUGCAUGACGAGAGAGGGCAUGGUCAACAGACUGUUUACAAGGACUGAUUCUUGAAAGUAAGUCAAGGAGUGGAGAGUACGUGUACAUUAGGGAUUUUUAGUUGUAGAUGAGCAUAAUAAAAGAAACAUGACCUCAAUGAUCGCUUUGCAGCCUUUUGGCUAAGAUCAAGUGUAGUGUAGAAACAUGACCUCGAUUAUAGUAAUAGCAUAGAAGGUUCGCCAUUCCAAAAAAGGUCUUACAGGUCAAAAAUCCAGGGGUGUUGACUUAUUUUUUUUGUCAAUGUAAGAGGCAUUUUGAUGUUUUUUUUUUAAAAGGUUUUGUUUACAAGGACAUAUGAUCCCAAGCGUUUUUGUAAAUUCUUGAAAUAGAAACUGUCAAGUCAAGGGCGAGUAGAAUUAACAUGAAUAUUCCCUUUCAAAACAUGGGAAAUUCCCAGUCGAUUUCUGUCUGGCCAGCUUUACUACUCUGUCUGUUGGUUUUGGCUUAUAGAGUAGACAGCCCACUGUCAAUGUGGGUGACAACAGUUUGCACUGGGGGUCGCCUCCUCUUUUGGACUUGCAAAUCCUAUUCGUUCAGGUUGUGAAAUGCAUUGGGUGGCUUUUUGUAACUAGGACAGAGAUACAAUAUGACAGUGAUGAGCAGAAGAUGGAUUUAAAGUUAAACUUUGGUACAACACUGGAGUAAAAUGGAGCUGCCGUUUUAUGUUUACCAGAUAGGAGGCGGCCAAUAAAUGUGAGAACUAAGCAGCUCCUCUUUUCUUUAAAUUAUGACUGAUGCAUAUUGUUUCAAAAUGUUUCUAUUAAUUUAUAAACCUAAUUUAUUGUCUAUUUUUUUAGUAUUGUUUAUUGUAUGAAAUUUGUGCAGGUUGUGUUUACUAGUGUUAAAGUGAGUUGUGCUUUUUGGCAUGGAUACAGCAUACUCCAUAGACAUGACAUUUUCAGAUUGUUCACCGAUGUUGUAUGUAGUGUUUUCACAAUAACCUUGACGUGACUAUCAUUCCCGUGUUCUAAUGACGUUUGAUUUUGAGCCACAAUUUCAUAGCUUUGUGUCAUUGUAUACCCAACCACUAAAAUGUCUCAAGGUAAUUUGAAAUACAUUUAUGGUGAACUUUUCCUAUGAUACAGUUAACACUGUAUAUUUUUCUUCAAGAAGAGGAUUAUUUAUAGAAUUCAUCAAUUUAGGUCUAAUCACUCUAAAUACUUAAAAGCAUGGACAAGAGUAGUAUGUAGCUCAAACCCUUUUUAAAUGUUAAAAUACCUUUUAAAAAUGCACUAAUUUGAUUUCCGUCCAAAAUUAAGUUGUUGUUAGUCAUUGAAAUAUUCUUAAUAAAUUACUUGUGGAAUCUGC
This is a messenger RNA of Lampris incognitus (smalleye Pacific opah), 2721 nucleotides long. It is a transcript of the gene kctd13, whose product is annotated as potassium channel tetramerization domain containing 13. The transcript is spliced from 7 exons. Lineage: Eukaryota; Metazoa; Chordata; Actinopteri; Lampriformes; Lampridae. Gene Ontology annotation, molecular function: protein binding; ubiquitin-protein transferase activity. Gene Ontology annotation, biological process: protein ubiquitination; proteasome-mediated ubiquitin-dependent protein catabolic process; negative regulation of Rho protein signal transduction. Gene Ontology annotation, cellular component: Cul3-RING ubiquitin ligase complex. The coding region runs from base 426 to 1421 and encodes 331 amino acids. The record is from RefSeq and is a predicted model, not a curated record.